Trifolium pratense (red clover) is the source of this 3261-nucleotide messenger RNA. Its product is annotated as disease resistance protein RPM1-like. Lineage: Eukaryota; Viridiplantae; Streptophyta; Magnoliopsida; Fabales; Fabaceae. Bases 136 to 2865 code for a protein of 909 amino acids. Gene Ontology annotation, molecular function: ADP binding. The record is from RefSeq and is a predicted model, not a curated record. Gene Ontology annotation, biological process: defense response to other organism. The transcript is spliced from 3 exons.
UACAGAUUCCCAUUUUGUGGACAACAGGGAACUUCCUUUCUUUAUGAUAGAAUAGAAGUAUAGAACAAACAAAAAAAAACUCUGUAAUCUUCUGUCUUCAUAUAACAAAAAAACAAUAGUCACAACUUUACUAAAAUGGCAGAAAUUGCAGUGUCUUUAGUUGUAGACCAACUACUUCCACUGUUAAGGGAAGAAGCCAAGUUGUUGAGAGGUGUUCACAAGGAAUUUGCAGAUAUUAAAGAUGAACUGGAAAGCAUCCAAGCCUUCCUUAAGGAUGCGGAUAAAAGAGCUGUUUCAGCUGAAGGUGAAGGAGUUAAAACAUGGGUGAAGCAAGUUAGAGAAGUAGCUUUUCGCAUAGAAGAUAUCAUUGAUGAUUAUUUGAUCCAAGUAGGACAGAAGCCUCGUAAACCUGGAUGUGUAGAUUUAGUCUGUAAGAUUAAAACUAUGAUCCCUCGUCGUCGAAUAGUGUCUGAGAUUCGAGAUAUUAAGUCAUCUGUGCGUGAGAUCAAGGAAAGAAGCGAAAGAUAUGGCUUUCAACGUUCUUUGGAAAGAGGAUCGAGCAAUGACAAAUGGCAUGACCCUCGAGUGGCUGCUCUUUACAUUGAGGAAGGUGAAGUUGUUGGUUAUGAAGUACAAAGAGAGAGGUUGAUUGAUUGGUUGAUAAAGGGAAGAGAUGAACGGACGGUAGUUUCUGUAGUUGGAAUGGGAGGGCAAGGAAAAACCACUCUUGCUAAGAAAGUUUUUGACAGCAAGAAUGUCAUUGGACACUUUGAUUGUCGUGUAUGGAUCACAGUGUCUCAAUCGUAUAAUGUUGAAGGGUUGUUGAGGGACAUGUUGCUAAAGUUUUACAAACAAAAAGGAGAAGAUCCUCCUAAGGAUAUUUUUCAAAUGGAUCGAGGUUCAUUAACCGAUGAAGUGAGAAACUACUUGCAGCAAAAGAGGUACGUUAUCGUGUUUGAUGAUGUUUGGAGUGUACAUUUUUGGGAUGAUAUUGAAUUUGCUAUAAUUGAUAAUAAAAAUGGAAGUAAAAUAUUUAUCACAACAAGGAACCUAGAUGUUGUGGUGUCUUGUAAAAAAUCUUCUUUCAUUGAAGUGCUUGAGUUGCAACCAUUAACUCAAGAACAGUCUUUGGAGUUGUUCAAUAAGAAGGCAUUUAGAUUUGACUAUAGUGGGUUUUGUCCAAAGGAGCUCGUUUCUAUAGCUUAUGAAAUUGUUAGAAAAUGUAAGGGUUUACCACUAGCAAUUGUUACCAUUGGUGGUCUUUUGUCUGCUAAAGAGAAAAAUGUGUUUGAGUGGCAGAGAUUUAGUGAAAAUCUAAGUUUUGAGCUAAUGAAAGAUACACAUCUAAUUGGGAUAAAAGAAAUUUUAGGCUUAAGUUACGAUGAUUUGCCUUACUCUCUCAAGUCAUGCUUGUUGUAUUUUGGAAUAUAUCCAGAAGAUUAUGAAGUUAAAUCAAAGAGAGUGAUUCGACAGUGGAUAGCGGAAGGAUUUGUGAAGGAGGAAAGGGGGAAGACUUUGGAAGAAGUUGCAGAAGGAUAUUUAACAGAGUUGGUCCAUAGAAGCUUGGUGCAAGUAUCUUCAAUAAGAAUUGAUGGAAAAGCUAAAGGUUGUCGUGUUCAUGAUCUAAUACGUGAUAUGAUCCUUGAAAAAUUUGAGGAAUUAAAUUUUUGCAAUCAUAUUAGUGAAGAUGGACAAUCAUCCUUAAGUGGAACAGUUCGGCGGCUAUCAAUAACAACCACUUCCGAUGAUUUCAUUGAGCGUAUUGAAAGCUCACAUGUUCGGUCAAUACUUGUUUUUACAAAUAAAACAUCAAAUACGUUAGCGAAGAGAAUUCCUGAAAAAUGUAGGUGGUUGAAGGUUCUUGAUUAUGAACCUACUCCAUUGUUUAACAUUCCUGAGAAGUUUGGAAAUUUGAUCCACUUGAAGUAUUUAAGUUUGGGGUAUAUAACAGCAGGUAAAAUCCCAAACUCCAUUGGCAUGCUACAGAACCUGGAGACCUUGGAUCUAAAGGCUACUAGUGUUAGUGAGUUGCCAAAAGGUAUUAGCAAGCUUAGAAAUUUAAGACAUCUUAUCGGCUCUGGACUGUCGUUGAUUCAAUUAAACAACGGUCUUGGAGAGAUGACAUCCCUACAAACUCUGUGUUAUAUUAAUUUAGGUAUGGAUGGUGCUGCAGAGGUAAUUAAAGAGUUAGGAAAGCUGAAGAAGAUGCGUGAGUUGGGGUUGCUUAAUGUUCGUAGAGAAGAUUACAACGUUCUAUCGUCCUCAAUUAAUGAAAUGCAACACUUGGAGAAAUUACAUGUUAAACUAAGUUCUGCAACUAAUGAUGAAUUCAUUGAUUUGAAUUUGAUUUCACCACCAACUAAGCUUCGAAAACUUACACUACGUGGGAGGCUUCAGAAGUUACCAGAGUGGAUUUUAGAGCUUCAAAAUCUUGUUGUGUUGAGGUUGAAGCUUUCAUGUUUAACUAAGGAUCCAAUGCAAUCUCUAAAAAGUUUGCAACACUUGCUGAUUCUUUCUAUAGGAGUUGGUGCUUAUGGAGGCUCACAUUUGUAUUUUCAAGAUGGAUGGUUUCAGAAACUAAAGGAACUGGAUAUUGGAUCUUCGGAUGAAUUGAGAGAAAUUAUUAUCGACAAAGGAACAUUGUCUUCUUUGAAAAAACUUCAGUUAUACGGACUCCCGAAACUGAAGAAUAUACCGACCGGCAUCCAACACUUGGAGAAGCUUGAAGUUCUCCAUAUCAGGAGUAUGCAAGUUGAAUACUUGCAGCACAAGUCUCCGGAGGAUUGGAAUUGGAUCAUGGAGCAUGUUCCCCUUGUAGAAAUUUCUACCUCUGAUGGAAAUAUUGUUCCAAACUCAAGGAGAUAAUUGCAUCUACUUAUAAAUUCAUAUUCAGGUCAUUUCACAUUCGAUUAGGUGUUGGGCUUUAACUUCAAAUGCAAUGGCAAUUCAGAUUCUCCAAUAGGGACUUUUACUACAACAAUUUGGGACUUAUGUUCAUCAAUAAAAAAAGUUAUAUCUUUUGUCAUUAUUUUAUCAUGGUGUAUGAAAUCUCUAUAAUUGUUGCUUUUGAUAUUUAAGUGGUUUGUAUUUAUAGUAUAUCAUGUUUGUAACAUGUUAUAAGAGCUUCCCCUUUUGAUAUUUAUGUAUUUUGGAAUCUUCUUUUCUAGCUUAGUAGUAUCAAAUAUUUUGACAAUUACACUUGUAAAAAAUUUCAGUUAGAGACCAGUGAAAAAGAGAAAAUAAAUGGCAUUAUAUUAUUAA